AUGACCACACCUGAAGAUAGUAAAGGAAAACUAGAAAAUGGUGAAACGAAUAACUUUAAUAAGUGUACUGCUCUUAGUAAAUGGCGAAAAGAACAACAGGGACGACAUUUGAAGUUAGAACUGGCACGUAAAUCAAGGUCAUCACGCAAAAAUUCGGACUCAAUACCCAUACCUCAUCCAACAUCGCCAGAAAAUGGAGAAGUUAGUGCCGUAAGUAAUUUGAAACUUAAUUUAAAUGGUUUCUUAAGUUCAAAGCAAAAUGAAGAACACAUUAUCGCCAAAGAAACAGAUGGCUUCAAAGAGAAAAGCGCGGUUAUCAGACGAUGGAGCACGAAUUCUCAACAAAAUAAGCAAGGAGAGUGAUAAUCCGCCUUUGUUAUCAAAACGAAAGAUUACCCAAGCUUGUAAACAAUUGGAAAGUGUGAUCAAUUACGAAGUUUAUGGAAAUUUCAGCUUUAGAAUGCAGAACGUUCACUCAUUUCUUGAAGAAAGGAUGCGUCGUGCCAAUAUUGAGGAUAAGAACUUAGUGUGGUAUUUGGAUAAAGGACGAGGACGAGUGGUGUCUACUGUUGGCUUAGUGGGAAGUUCAACAACUCAGUCACACUACAACAAGACAAUUUUGCAGAAAUGGAAAGGAAGUGACCACUAUGAUGCUCUUGCUUAUCAUGAUGUCGGAAAAUUCUACAAAGAACUGAGCAUGGAUAACUACAAGAUUUACGUUGAAGGCGACUACUCUUUUUUGGCAACCAUAAAUGGAUUAAGUUGUGGAAUGGCCUAUCCUUGCACAUGGUGCUCAAAGAAGUUCAUAAAGAAGUCGAACAGCGAAGAAUCCAUCGACCUUGAAGUUUAUGAAUCCAGAUCCGACAAAAGAGUAGAAGAAGCGAUUGCAAAAGACAAAAAACUAAAGAAGAGGAAAGAGAAGAUUAUUGAGAUACCUGAAGAAAUGAUUGUACCUCCAAUUCUUCACAGUAAGAUUAAAAUUGGAAAUUUAUUGUUUAAUAAAUUAUGUGAAGCAGCUGAUGACCAAGAGCGCUUUAAUGUAGUUCUGAAGCAAUGCCAGCUAGACGUUGAUCGCCAUGAGGAGAAGAUCAUUUACACCCGCUUUCACGGAAACGAUAUCAAGAGGAUGUGCACUUCAAUUGAUGCAUUAUCAAGUGAGUUAUUCAUAUUAUUGAUUAUAAUGAACUUUUUAGAAGUUUCCACAUCAGAAGGCUACCAGCAGAUCAUUAAAGCUAUGGAUGUCUUCAAUGAAUGGUCGAAAAUCGUAUCAUCAACAAAGAAGAACAUAUCGGAUAAAGAAUUGAUGGUCCUUUACUGUCGAAAUGGUGAACAUCUAGGCGAACAGUGUUGCCAAACGAUAAAACUGGCUCGAUGUCUCGAUGUCGUUGGCGGAGCAUCAAAAAGUGCGUUAGUACACAUCGUACUAAUGCAUUUAGGACCUUUUGCAUGGAAGCACAAGAUGAUUGGAGCUCUGGCAGAAGAAGGCAUUGAAGCUGUUCAUUGCAGAUUUGCUGAAGAAAUGAAGAGACAUGGUUACAACAAGGUGGGAAAAGUUCAGAACAGCUUAAAAUGGAAAGCGAUUGACACUUUGAUGUUUGACAAAGGCUAUAUUUAA
This is a messenger RNA of Bursaphelenchus okinawaensis, 1615 nucleotides long. Lineage: Eukaryota; Metazoa; Nematoda; Chromadorea; Rhabditida; Aphelenchoididae. The record is from the annotation of a GenBank genome assembly.